UGACUGUCAACACAAGUGUCCGAUUCAAUCAUUUUGCCCUUCCUGUGUUUUGCAGGCUUUCCACUUCUAGUAAACAUUUGAAGUUCGUUCACCUUUCUUAUUGUCGGGACAAAGAGAACACCAGUUGGGACAACAAAGGGGCGGGGCUGACAAGGCUGUUGCUCAUGACCUUACGCACCGAAGGACGCUGCAAGACCGAAACCCUUACCAGGAAAAGGUAUCAAACCGCCGCACAGAGCGUACGGCAAACAGUCUCACCCGGGCACGGUAGUAUGUGCAACAUGUCUGCGGGGAGGGCUGCCGUCUGGCGCGCUGUCACCUUGUUGAUGGUGUUCUUGGGACCUGGUACCGUCCAUGGUUGGACCACACAGUGGCCUACCACACGCCGUCCCAGAGCCACCGCCACGACCGACAACAAUACCUGGGUGACACAGUGGUCUACUACUGCACGCCGUCACUGGUGGGAAACUACACACAGCCGCGCCACCAACAACAAUGACUGGACGACACAGUCGCCUAACACACGCCGUCAAUGGGCUACUACACGCUCUCCGUGGGAUACCACACGCCGCCAGUGGGACGAUGAUACUACACGCUCUCCGUGGGAUACUACACGCCGUCAGUGGGCUACUACACGCUCUCCGUGGGAUACCACACGCCGUCAGUGGGCUGAUGAUACUACACGCUCUCCGUGGGAUACCACACGCCGUCAGUGGGCCGAUGAUACUACACGCUCUCCGUGGGAUACCACACGCCGUCGGUGGGAUACUACACGCCGGCAGUGGGCCGAUGAUACUACGCGAUCUCCGUGGGAUAGUACCACACGCCGUCGGUGGGAUACCACACGCCGGCAGUGGGCCGAUACUACACGCUCUCCGUGGGAUACCACACGCCGCCAGUGGGCCGAUACUACACGCUCUCCGUGGGAUACCACACGCCGUCAGUGGGCCGAUACUACACGCUCUCCGUGGGAUACCACACGCCGUCAGUGGGCCGAUGAUACUACACGCUCUCCGUGGGAAACCACACGCCGUCCCUGGUGGGAUACUACACGCCGUCCCUCCUAUGUCGCCACCACCGACAACUAUGCCUGGACAACACGCACACAAGCUGGGCAACAACAGUGGAGCACACAGGCUGACUACAUCACGACUGAUUCGCCUUGUGUCUGCCCGUCUGGUGCCGUCGGCAAGCUUCGCAGAAAGCGACAACUUGAAGCCUGGACAGACGAUGGAUACACAACCGAAGCUGCGUACGCAACCACCGAUGAACAAGGGUACGCAACAGCCGAUGCGCAACAGUACGCAACCACCGAUGCACAGCAGUACGCAACAGACGAUGCACAAGAGUACACAACAGCCGAUGCACAAGAGUACACAACCACCGAUGCACAACAGUACGGAACAGACGAUGCACAAGAGUACACAACAGCCGAUGCUCAAGAGUACACAACAGCCGAUGCACAAGAGCACACAACAGCCGAUGCACAACAGUACGGAACAGACGAUGCACAAGAGUACACAACAGCCGAUGCUCAAGAGUACACAACCACCGAUGCACAACAGUACGGAACAGAUGAUGCACAAGAGUACACAACAGCCGAUGCACAACAGUAUCAUACAACAGCCGAUGCACAACAGUACGCAAGAACUGAUGCACAACAGUCCACAACAGCAGAUGCACAAGAGUACACAACAGCCGAUGCACAACAGUACGCAACAACUAAUGUACAACAGUACCCAACAACUGCAAAUCAGUACCCAACAACAGCUGCACAACAGUAUCACACAACUGCAAAUCCGUAUCCAACAACUGAUGCACAACAGUAUCACACAACUGCAAAUCAGUAUCCAACAACUGCUGCACAACAGCAUCACACAACUGCAAAUCAGUACCCAACAAGAACUGCACAACAGUAUCCGACAACCGAUGCACAACAGUACCCAACAACUGCAAAUCAGUACCCAACAACAGGUGCACAACAUUAUCCGACAAGCUCCUUCGACGAAUGUGUCUGUGAGGAGACAACAACAGUAACCACCACGGUCUCAACUACCCCACCCGAAGUGGACGGGUGCAGUGAAACUCUCAACCCCUGCGUACACAAUGCCACCUGCGCAGACAUCCCCGGACCCGGGAUCACAGACGCUAACUGUACAUGCGGGGCUGGGCUGGAGGGAGACGGGAGGAGGGACGGCACGGGAUGUACAGAUAUUGACGGGUGUGUGAACAGCGGCAGUUUCUGCGCGUUUUACGCCACCUGUGUGGACCACCCCGCACCCCAAACCGGAGCGACCUGCCGAUGUGACGAGGGGCAUGAUGGGGAUGGGAGGAUCCACGGAACAGGGUGCAUUGUGGCGGAUGACAACCUGUAUCCAUUCGGGCCGUCACAUGGCGACCGUGAAUAUGCGGACGGGACCUGGUACUGGUCCCGCUGCGUUUACGUGUACAUUUCGCCAGAUGGCUUCCCUUACUUCAACCGACGACACCAUCGGCUUUACGUCUGCGACAACGGUGUGAUCCAGUUUGACCGGAGCUACAGGAACAGUUGGCCGACCAAGUUUGGGUCCGCCUGGUACAUGCGUUCCCGCGCCAUGAUAGCACCCUUCUGGGCUUACUCUGAUCCCUCGUCAUUCAGUCGUUUUGAUGAAGAGACGCUGAAGUCCCACAUCUACUACCAGGUGUACAAAGAGGGUGAUGGUAAGAUCGACACGUCCACCAUCUUGACACGAGCCAGUCUAGAUGCCCGCAACACGCCCAAUACUAACGUGCCCUCAGACUUCCAGGCUACCUGGGUGCUGGUUGUGACGUGGAUCCGUCUGCCUCCCAACGUUGGCUGCGGGUCAUACUACACGAGAUGGUGGUACAGCUACUACUACUGCAACAGGGACCUCACGUCACUGGAGGUAAACUCCUUCCAAGCCAUCCUUAUCACUGACGGUAUCUACUCGUUCGCCAAGUUUGUCUACCCCAAGAACGGCAUCAAAUGGGUCUAUCCUGAUGUGCAGUGGAGGUAUUACCAUUACUACUCUAACCUGAGAGGCCUUCCCGUGGCCGGGUACGGGGCUGGGGACUCGUACUUCUACAACUAUUACUACUACUACUGGUCCUGGGGCUACAGAGAACACUUCUACAACGUGCCUAAGUCCGGCACACUGAACAUGCGGAAUAUUGAUGAGGUGCCGGGCAACACAGGAGAGACGGGAGUGUCCAUCUACCGCCUGGAGAACUCAGACGGGUCCAUCCCGCCGACCAUCUACUGUCGCCGCUGGUACUACAGCACAACUCCGGCCUGGCACAACUGGGGUUACCACCGGCUGACCCCCUGCCCCUGCAGCCGGCAGCAGGCUAGGCGGGACGACAGGUACUACUACUCCGGGAACGACUGCUGGACCUCCCUGUCGACGAGAUUCGGCCUGCGGCAGAAGUGUUGCUACACGCCGGUACGCUGGUACUACAUCCGCCGCUGGUACUACAGUUGGUGGUCUGGCCGCUACGUGUCCUACUACUCCUGGUUCCGUACCGGGGGCUUCCUCAUCAGGUGGGGCAGAAACGCCGGGCACGUCAUCGUGAACUGGAACGACGACCAUAUUGCCCAGCGGAAGUGCUGUCAGGAGUCCUACUCCAACUGUCACCUCUUCCGGUACAGACGGCCUACCAACCGCUGCUGGGGGUACAGGCCGCCGUGGAGAAGAUGGUUCUGGGGAGACCCGCACAUCAUCACGCUGGACGGGAAGGGCUACACGUUUAACGGGCUGGGGGAGUACCUGCUGUUCCAUGUGGAUGAUGGCAACUACACCGCACAGGUGCAGGCCAGGACAAACAAGGCACCAGGAAGUGACAAGGCGACGGUGUUUACUGCUGUCGUCGUCAGCGAAAAUAACGGCCUGGGAAUCCAGCUAAACAUCAACAACCAAUCAGAGGCAGGCAUGGAUCUGUACAUCAAUGGGACCUUACAAGACAUACUUGUGUAUGACAACACGACAAGUAACCACACCCUCCUGGAGGAUGUGCUGUUCUCAAGGCCCACCACAAACUCCUUCAAGAUACAGCUGUCGUCUGGCAUCAGCCUGACCACCACGUCUGAAAAGAACAUGCUAGCUGUGGUGGUGUCCGCCCCCGAUGAGUACAUGAACAGCACCCAGGGCCUACUGGGGUACUGGGACGGGGACGAGACUAACGAUUUCACCGCCUUUAACGGCAGCGUCCUGCACGUCAACUCCAGCGAGAGCGACAUCUUCAAGUACUUCGGGCAGUCGUUUGACGGAGGAAGACGGCAGGUUGAAGACCAGGUUCCAUAUCUGGAGGGAGAGAGUCUGGAGUCCAUGAGAGACACGUCCUUCUCCCCGGGCUUCACCGACGCGGUCACAUUCGACGACCCGGUGCUAGAAGCAGAAGCAAGGGCAAUUUGCGGGGACGACCAGAACUGCCUGUUUGACAUCAGCCAGACAGGAGACCCGAGUGUCGGAGAGACGACAAAGACACAGUCGGACACACUGACGGAAGAGAACAACCAGCUGGCGAACUUCCCGCCUGAAGUUGAUGGUCCGGACGAGGUUAACGCCACCAUGGGAGAAGUCGUCAACAUCCGCAUCAACGCCUCGGACGCCAACGGGGACGACAUCACCUUCGACCUGGACGAGGGAGUCCCGGAGUUCGUCAGCAUGGACGCCGAUGGAGACUCCGCCAACAUCACCUGGAACGUCACGUCCGGCGAGCAAUUCGACUUGAAGGUUAUUCUGACCGACACAAACAACGGGUCCACCCAGUACUGGCCGACUGUGCGCGUCUGCGCAUGCUACAACGGCGGGACGUGUGUGGACAGUGACGAUGACGACGAUACGUCAUCUGACAACUCUACUGAAACAAGGUUCAUCUUACAAGGCUGUACCUGUGAUGAAGGUUACACGGGUGUCCAGUGUGAGAGUGACAUUGAUGCCUGCGAGGAAAACUCCCAACCCUGUUACGAAGGCGUCCGUUGUAGGGAUUACCCAGCGCCUGCCAACAUCUCCGGAUACGAGUGUGGGCCCUGUCCCACUGGAUUCACCGGAGAUGGGGAGACAUGCGAAGACAUCAACGAGUGUAACACCACGGACAGCGACGUCCAGACAUGCGCACAGAUCUGUGUCAACUACCCGGGAUCCUUCGCGUGUGACUGCCAGGCCGGCUACCAGUUAAACUCCGACGGGCUGAAUUGUGACGAUGUGAAUGAGUGUGAACCUGCCCAUGACUGUGGCCACCAGUGUCACAAUGACAUCGGCUCCUACCACUGCUCCUGUAACAGCGGCUUCGAGCUGGCCACUGACAACAAGACCUGCUCGCCCAUCAGCCAGUGCACGGCGGAGAGGGAGGCGGAGUGUGACGCGGUGAACGGAGGCUGCUACGCCGAGUGGGGAACGCAAACCUGCUACUGCAACAAAGGUUACACACUCAACGGGGACGACUGUGAGGACGUAGAUGAGUGUAGCAGUGGGGAGAACCGGUGUAACCAGGAGUGUGUGAACACCAUAGGCGGGUACAACUGCAGCUGUGAGGACGGAUACAGGACGGACGAUUCAGACCCUUACACCUGCCAAGAUAUUGACGAGUGCUUCGAAGACGACUACAACUGUACGGACACCCAGCUGUGUGUCAACAGGCCGGGUGACUACGCGUGCGCCUGUCUGCCGGGUUUGGUCGAAGUUGACGGUGACUGUACUGACUUACCUGACGAUGAGAAACCAGUGAUGGCGUCCAAUCGGGUUCCCACCAGCGAUGAGAAGAAAGGAGCUGUAGUCUUUACUGCUGAUAUGGCCGUCAGUCAAUACACGGUGUCUAGAGACCUGGCAUUCUCCAAGGCCGUUGCCAUUGCUGCGACCAGCCACUGUAGCAGCCACGCUGCCGAGUGUGGUCUGAGGACGGACUCCUCUCGUCGAAGACGAGAGACAGUGGAUGUGGAGUUUACCGAGCUGAACGUUCUGCGGCUCCCAAACUACCCGGUAGAGCUGAGUUCCUCCAGUAUCCAGCUGGCCCUGUACGUCCUGCUGCCGGACAGUCUCAGAGCCGACAACACCACCAUGGUCAUACCUGGUCAGGAACUCAUCACUAUCAUCGAAAAUUCCAUCCAGGACCUGUCUACUGCCCUUGGAGGAGUCAGCAUCACAGACCUGUACCUGCUGAUCCUCCCCACCACCCCCCUCCCAACAACCACUGUGAGAGCCACCGCUGCACAGGGAGACAACACCGCCGCCAUCGCGGGUGGAAUCGUCGCUGGACUGGUUAUCCUGGCCGUCAUCGUCGUCGUCAUCGUUGUUCUCAAGAAGAAGAAGGCGAGGAUGACAAAGGUGUCUGACAGUCAGACGUUGGAGCUGGCUUAUGCUCCGUCCUCCAGUAGCCGGAAGACAGGCGAGGAGGAGGCACCAGGCGAGGAGGAGGCGCUGACCAAGAUACAGUCACCGUUUUAGUAUAGAUGAUGAUGGCCUUCCGCUAUUUCCUGUUUGUAUUAUUUGAUUACCUUCCCCAAUUUGAUGUACAUAUGCAAAGUGAGUGUGGGAAAUUAUGACGUGCAGUUGAUUUGUGUCUUUUUAUUACAUUUUCAUAUUACGCCGAAGUUGUUGGUCGGAUACAUGUUAGCUCAAAUUCUGGUUAAUUCUGUCGAUACGGAAAAUUUUCUUUGGUGGGUUCGUUUUUCUGUAAAAAAAAAUCUAUUGCAUUGUUUUAUUAUGUGUUUAAUCAAUAGAUGUAACGUGUGUGUUUCGCGUAUUCCGUAACAAUAAUGUAUAGUGAAUGUGACAUAUAUUUGACUGUUGAGAUUUGUCAAUUGUUGCAAAAUUGGAGAUUUGUAAACGAUGAGUGUAACUUAGCUGAUGCCGUCCGUACAGUUUCAAGUUCCUGUCGAGUAUGACAGAGCGAAGCUCUUCUACUCUUCUACAAACAUAUUAAGGCUAUCAGAGGGAUAGGGACGUUAUAUAUACUGAAUAAACAGACUCCUUUUUCACAACCAAGUAUUUUAUUCAGCCGACGUUUCGUCGUUAUCCUGUUAUCCAAGAUAUUCAAUAUCAGUGUCGGGUACGGAUUAGGCAAUUAAUCUUUCAAAAUGGGGACCAUACUGAACUGCCAAUCAUGCGGGCCAACACUUCAUAGAAUUCAUGGACUACUCAUUCCAAGAUACAAACGAGACAUUGAUACAGGUCUGUCAACUGAUGUUUAGAUAUCACAGCAAAAAAAAGUGCACCGACAUCAUGCAAAAAUACGACGAUCUAUAUAAACAACUUUCAAUGAAGAGCAACCACUAUAUGAGUAAGAUAGUGAUACAAUAAUACAAUAUACAUAACUGAGAACAUAAUGUCACCACACCUACAUCAAGGCAUGAGAACGAGCAUGAUCGUGCACGCCUGCGCUACUGCUACACAUGAAGAAAUUGCACUGCGCAUACUACUCUCCAAGCA
This is a messenger RNA of Branchiostoma belcheri (Belcher's lancelet), 7427 nucleotides long. Its product is annotated as mucin-like protein. Gene Ontology annotation, biological process: cell-matrix adhesion. Gene Ontology annotation, molecular function: calcium ion binding. NCBI's taxonomy places the organism in Eukaryota, Metazoa, Chordata, Leptocardii, Amphioxiformes, Branchiostomatidae. The record is from RefSeq and is a predicted model, not a curated record.